This is a messenger RNA of Symbiodinium necroappetens, 1437 nucleotides long. The record is from the annotation of a GenBank genome assembly. Lineage: Eukaryota; Dinophyceae; Suessiales; Symbiodiniaceae.
AUGCAGAUGAGUCGCACUGCAAGUUUGAUGCUGGUGGACAUGGACGAGUUCUGUGCGGAAGCGGAAGCGGAGGAGUCACAUCUCGUGGAAUUGGAACGGGAACGACUCAACAUGCAGCAGCGGCGUGUCGCCAGCGCCGCCCUCCUUGAGGAGAUGGCAAAGAUCACAGAGUACGCAGAUCCGUCCCACACGGUGAUGUUGCAAGGCUUCAACUGGGAGAGCCACAAGGCUGGCAAAGGAAACUGGUACGGCAUCGUGGAGUCCAAGGUGGACAUGCUCGCCGACGUGGGCAUCACGGAUAUUUGGCUGCCUCCUCCCUCGCAGUCUGUGGCACCCCAGGGCUACCUGCCAUCGCAGUUGUUCAACCUCGAUGCAUCUGCCUAUGGGAAGAAGGCUGCGCUGAAGUCACUUCUCAAAUCGCUGCAUGCGAAGGGCAUGCGCGGCGUGGCAGACAUCGUCAUCAACCAUCGCUGCGGGGACAAGCAGGACGAGCAGGGACGAUGGAAUGUGUUCACCAGCACCGGCAUCGAGUCCCGGAAGAGCUUUCACGGCAUCAUGGAUUGGCAAGGCUGGGCCAUAACCCUUGGCGACCAGUUUUCGGAUGGAACCGGGGAGCGAGGACCCGGUCACUUGGACGGGAAGUUCGACGCCGCCCCCGACAUCGACCACGGCAACAAGAAGGUGCAAAGCAGCAUCGCUAUUUGGCUGCGCUGGCUCCGUCUGGACAUCGGCUUCGAUGCCUGGCGCUUCGACUUUGUCAAGGGCUAUGGUGCCGAGUAUGUCGGCCACUACUGCAAGAAGAGUGAGCCAUCCUGGGCUGUCGGAGAGCUGUGGUUGGACAUGGAGUACGAUCACGACGGUUUGAAGUACAACCAGGAUAAGCACAGGCAGGAUACUGUGAACUGGAUCAAUGGCACGGACAAAGAGAGCACCGCCUUCGAUUUCACCACCAAAGGUAUCCUCCAGGAAGCGGUUCGCAACACGCAGUACUGGCGGCUCAAGGACUCAAACGGCAAGCCUCCAGGCCUCUUGGGCUGGAUGCCGACACACGCCGUGACCUUCCUCGACAACCACGACACAGGGAGUACCCAGGGUCACUGGCCUUUUCCGAACGACAAGGUGCUGGUGGGCUAUGCCUACAUCCUCACCCACCCAGGUAUCCCUUGCAUCUUUUGGGACCACAUCUGCGACUGGGGCGAGGACAUGCGAAAUCGCAUCAAGGCGCUGCUGCAGCUGCGCCGGAGGGCUGGGAUCAAGGUGGACGACAAAGUUCAAAUCUUGUGUGCAGAUCACGACCUGUACAUUGCAGAGAUCGGCUCUCCCCCUGCACUGCGUGUUGCUCUGGGCCCGAAGCACUCCGGCGUCGACGGCUCCUGGUCUCCGGGCACCGAGGGCGCAGACUAUCGCGUCUGGAUUAGAGCCUCGGCUGCCGCGUAA